AGAAAGUUUUCAUCGUCAGAUGAACUGCGGUCACCAGCAGGACGCUGCCUCUAUCAGCCCACGCGCAUUGGAUUGUGCAUAUAGUUGGAACUGGAAGUAAGUAGGUACCUCAGCAUGCUCAGCUCAGCCAAGAAAAAGAGCAAUAGAUAAAUCCUUGUUGAAUUAGCUUUCGCAGGGCCGGAAAUACAAAUUGAUCUAGUGUUAUCAAAAUCAAUCUAGAAUUAGCCGCAGAAAAGCUAGUGCGCAUGGCCCCGGGUAGGAAUUGUCACAGUUGUUGCCCCUGAAGACUCAAUCCUUGCCUGCACGCGACGGACUCACAGGCUCAUUCUGACUACGCACAUUGCACCUUCUGCGGCAAAGAGAUGCAGGGUGGCAGCAAUGCGAAGCGCAGCACAACGCUGCAGGCAUUUUCGCUGAAGGGACUUCAGCUGCGCCCCAAAGCCUUGAAGGCGGUGAUGAAGGGUCUGGCCGCUGCGGAGGAUUACGACAAACAGGUCAAACUCUUCGCCGAAGCCUGCAAACAGCACCUUCGACGGGCGACGACGCGGACGGUAAAUUCUAUCUAAUUCGAUAUUCGUUCUUGGUGUUGCAGAAAAACCAUCUCUGACAUUGGUUGAUUUUGAAGUUCGAAAGCCACAAACUCACUAAAAUAAACAGGGAUUUGCUUUCACCCGCUUCUGCGUUGUCAUGCGGAAGUGACGCAAAUCCAAACUCGCACUCUAAUUCCACUUCCAUGUUGAUCUCCAUCUGACAUCAAAAAAGUGAAAGUCCACCACAUACUUGCUCAGACGUUCGUCGAGGAGAACAUGGUGAACGAGCUGCUGAAUACAUUUCAACUGCAGCAGCAGGCAGCGACGGACCCGGACGACCCGAUGGACGUCGAUGGCAGUGCUGCCGCAGCUGCAGGAAGCAGCGGGAACAAACAAGGCAAUAACCAAGGCAGUAACGAACCCAGCAGUAGAGUUCUGGCCAAAGUGCAGGCCGGCACGUCCGCAAGCUCGUCCUCUUCCGCGGUCCCCCCGCCCAUGUUUGCUCCCCCACCCGGAGCCGCAGCCGCGCAGCUUGGGCUGAUGAAUAACAAAGGUGUGCAGGACAUGGAGAUAGAAAACGACGCGUUGAACGCCAGUACCAUGGCGAACAAAGCGGGGCUCAAUACCACGAUGGAGUCCAUUCCGAACGCCCGACAAGAGCUGCUGGAGCAAGAGCGGAACAAAUUUGCGCACCUAGGAGACGGCAUUGCGGUCUACAACGUGUUCAAAGACACCCCCGUGAUGGAGUACAACACGAGCACGCACACGUUUCAGGUGUCCACCAGCUUCAAACCGACCCUGUUUCCAGACGCCGACCGGCGCCCGCGCAUGAUGCAGGAGCGCCAGCACGUGUGCGAGUCGCAGCUGUACCACCGAAACAAGGCCGCGGUAGAGUUGAAACGGAAGGCAAAAGCGCUGAACUUGAAGCUACCAAAGGGGAAGGACCUGCUGAAGGAAGUGCCGCAAAUGCAGUACUACCCCUCCUCACACGAGUUCACGAACAAACAGCAAAUCUGUCGCGGACAGACCAACCUGUACGAAAUUUUGAUUCCCGUAAUACCCCGAGCGAGCCACCACUCGCGCCGGAUCGAGUCGGAUGAUCCGAAGGACAUACGCGACCCGAUACCACCCGGCACCACAGUGGCAAUUUGCGAGUGGUACUUCGCUAAGACUGAGAGCCGCCUGAAGUUCAUGGUGACCUGUUUGAAUACAAAAUAGUAGAUCUGCACGAUUGAUGAGAUUGGACUCAGCCUGUGUGAUGCUUUUUGUAACGACGCAUGAUCGCCCACGUUUUCAGGUACACCUCCGCCCACGAUAAGCCGGAAUGGUACCUGAAGCUGCAGAAACUGCCGAACAGCAAGCAGGAGGGGUGGAUUCCCUACCGUGCAAGCAUUGCCGGCGUCGAACAGGACACGGUAAAGCCGCGGGGCGAGCCAGACAAGUGCAUGAUUACUUGCGUCGAGAGCCUGGUGGGCAACUACGGUCACAAAAUCACCUUCGGUCUUCUGGUGGAGGCACCAAACGCCGGGUCGAGCAGCUCCAGCUCCGGCAUGCACGGAAGGAGGUAUGCGCUGCAGGAAGGGAGAAAGCGGAUCGAGCUGAAUCUGAAGCACUUUGCCCAGGCGGACGAACUGAUCAUCCACGGUGGCUUCUACGUCGUGGAAGGCAUCGUGGACAAUGAGCACGGAAUUUUGCACGUGUGCAAGAUGUGGAAUCCGCCAAUCACCGAAACAAAGACGUAUUUUGUCGUUUUGACGACGAGGAAAAAGUGAUUCCUUCACCCUGUUUUGAGCUUGUGUGUUUCUUUCACUUUCAUCUUAGGGGAAAAAAAUUGAAGAAAACAUUCCACAACAGUCCCAUCCAGCCGGGUUCGAAGAAGCGCAAGCGUAUUCCGGACGCGAUAAACCACUUUGGCGGGAAUAUCACGCUCGAGGAUUUGAAGUAUUUGACGAAGAUUGAGGAAAUGGAGGACGCGGAGAAGCAGCUGGACUGCAAUCGCCACCUGGUGGACGCGCGACUCCGCUACGAGCGGGAGUACUACGUCCUCAUGGCCGACGUGAAUUUCGACGACCCGAACACGUUCGAGAUGCUCGCCGUGGUGUUUGACCGGUUCGAGGACUCUGAGCAUCAGCCGCACUACAUCCUGAUGGGCAAGUUCCGCGCCCCGGACCACUACUUCGAUCCGCGCAUGGAGAACACGGUGCACACGUGGAAGGACAAGCUGCUCCACUUGAGCACCCUCCUCGCCAGCCACGAGCACACCCGGAAAAAGCGCAUCAUCAUCGUGCCGGACUCGUCGGACCACUGCGGGCACCCCGAUUUUUUCCCGCUGCCCCCGAUGGAGACCUACGGUGUGCAGUUCCGCGAGAACGUCAUUUUCGCGAGCAACCCCUGCCGCAUCCGGCACUACGGGAAACAGAUCGUCAUCUGUCGGAACGACGUAUGGAAGGAACUGCGCGAGGCCGAGUGCGUGCCCUUCCGCGACCAGGGUGAUCCCACGAGGCGGUUUGACGCUAUCGCGCACUACCUGCUGGCACAGGCGCAUUUAUUUCCCGUACUGCCGGUGGCACAUAGGAACACGCUCAUCGGGUAUGCAUUGCUUUUCUCUUCUCGUGGCGAUUGUUUUCAUGACACUUGUUUUGCUGCUGCAGGUAAACUGAUGUCGCUUUCAUGGAAGGCGAAACUAAAGUAAAUGUACAUGCAUCUGCAGUUGUACGAUGAGGACGUAUGCACUUCUACUACACAGGUUCGACCAUGGCUUGCGGAUGUACCCACCGCCUGACUUGCUGCUUCUCUCCUCGGGCAUGUGGCGAACGCACAUCUCGAAACCCCAGGCAGACACGGAAGUGUUGUUUCUCGGUGCGUUCACGCAGCGAUCGCAGUGGGGCUUCUACACCUACAACCCGGCACCGGAUGUGCUCGUGGACGGUGCGGAAACGCUCACCUACUGCUCUGCUGCGGAAGUGUAGCGGGUAUAGCGCGCAGGUGCAGAUGCAGUCUCGCCCAUGGACACAAUAAAGACAUGACAUUCAUUGUAACUUAUGUUGCAGAACCAAAAAGAAGCAAUAAGAUAGCGCACAGGCUGUCAGACUGGCCCUUUGUUUUGUCAACUGCACGACUACAUGAGAAAACUGUGUAAAUGUUCGAG
Messenger RNA from Amoebophrya sp. A120, 3678 nucleotides. Lineage: Eukaryota; Dinophyceae; Syndiniales; Amoebophryaceae. The record is from the annotation of a GenBank genome assembly.